This is a messenger RNA of Chinchilla lanigera (long-tailed chinchilla), 1950 nucleotides long. It is a transcript of the gene Ldb1, whose product is annotated as LIM domain binding 1. Lineage: Eukaryota; Metazoa; Chordata; Mammalia; Rodentia; Chinchillidae. Gene Ontology annotation, cellular component: nucleus; transcription regulator complex. Gene Ontology annotation, molecular function: LIM domain binding. Gene Ontology annotation, biological process: nervous system development; positive regulation of transcription by RNA polymerase II; negative regulation of transcription by RNA polymerase II. The record is from RefSeq and is a predicted model, not a curated record.
GGCUCAUGCCCGGCCUGUCCUCGCGAGGGGCGGGCUCCGUGACUCGGCUGGGCCCUCAGCGGCGGGCGAUGUGAAGAUGUCAGUGGGCUGUGCCUGUCCCGGUUGUUCCUCAAAGUCAUUCAAGCUGUACUCGCCGAAGGAGCCUCCAAACGGCAACGCCUUCCCCCCGUUCCAUCCCGGCACCAUGCUGGAUCGGGAUGUGGGCCCAACUCCCAUGUACCCGCCUACCUACCUGGAGCCUGGGAUUGGGAGGCACACACCAUAUGGCAACCAGACUGACUAUCGGAUAUUUGAGCUGAACAAACGGCUUCAGAACUGGACAGAGGAGUGUGACAAUCUCUGGUGGGAUGCGUUCACCACAGAGUUCUUUGAGGAUGACGCCAUGUUGACCAUCACCUUCUGCCUGGAGGAUGGACCAAAGAGAUACACCAUUGGCCGGACCCUGAUUCCACGCUACUUCCGAAGCAUUUUUGAGGGAGGUGCUACAGAGCUGUAUUAUGUGCUUAAGCACCCCAAGGAGGCAUUCCACAGCAACUUCGUGUCCCUCGACUGUGACCAGGGCAGCAUGGUGACCCAGCAUGGGAAACCCAUGUUCACCCAGGUGUGUGUGGAGGGCCGGCUGUACCUGGAGUUCAUGUUUGAUGACAUGAUGCGGAUAAAGACGUGGCACUUCAGCAUCCGGCAGCACCGAGAGCUCAUCCCCCGGAGCAUCCUUGCCAUGCAUGCCCAGGACCCGCAGAUGCUGGAUCAGCUUUCCAAAAAUAUCACCCGGUGUGGGCUGUCCAAUUCUACUCUCAACUACCUCCGACUGUGUGUGAUCCUCGAGCCCAUGCAGGAGCUCAUGUCCCGCCACAAGACCUACAGCCUCAGCCCCCGAGACUGCCUCAAGACCUGCCUUUUCCAGAAGUGGCAGCGCAUGGUGGCGCCCCCCGCGGAACCCACACGGCAGCAGCCCAGCAAGCGGCGGAAACGGAAGAUGUCGGGGGGCAGCACCAUGAGCUCCGGGGGUGGCAACACCAACAACAGCAACAGCAAGAAGAAGAGCCCAGCCAGCACCUUCGCCCUCUCCAGCCAGGUACCUGAUGUGAUGGUGGUGGGGGAGCCCACCCUGAUGGGCGGGGAGUUCGGGGACGAGGACGAGAGGCUCAUCACCCGGCUGGAGAACACGCAGUUUGACGCGGCCAACGGCAUUGACGACGAGGACAGCUUUAACAACUCCCCUGCACUGGGCGCCAACAGCCCCUGGAACAGCAAGCCCCCGUCCAGCCAGGAAAGCAAAUCGGAGAACCCCACGUCACAGGCCUCCCAGUAGAGGCCUGUCACGGCCACCCAGUGCUCUGCCCACCCCCUGCAGCCCUCGGGAGCAGAAGACAUGAGACUGAGCGUCUACAGUGGGCAAUCUGUCCACCCACUUCAGGGAGGAGCUGGACUCGCUGGGGGCAGGUGCCAGGAUUUGCCCCCCAGUGGCCCCAACUGGGCCUGGCCCCUGUGGAGCCUUUGGGAGGAGGGGGUUCUCAUGUGGAUGCCUGUGUGGGCUCUGGGCCUCAGAGGUGUCCUGGCCACCGCCACCCAGGGCGUUGCUUCCACCCUCAUCCCAGGUCCUGGGUCUCCCCCUCCUGGCUUGCCCUUUAAGCCCGAGGUUGUCUGCACCCACAGUCCGGAGGGUCUUGGGGCUGGGUUGAAUGUCCCUCCCCCUGGACAGCUGGUGAGCGAGGGGCAAAGCUCUGGACUCCUCCUCCCCUCUGCCACUUGUCCCAGCUCCCAAGUUUUUAAAAAAAUAAUAUUAUUAAAAAUGUAAGUUUAAAAAAAUCACUCAUGGUUCCCCUCUUGCCCCUGUUAAGUCCAGCUACCUCCCUCCUGGCAGAUGGGGGUCCAGGGCCCGGGUGGGGGUGAGAGCCGGUGAGGUGUAUGCAUACUGUUUUAUAAAGUUGGAGAGCUUUAGACCAAGGA